AUGAAGGACGACCUGCAAGAAGAAGAUUGGGAAUGUUGUCUGAGCUCCACCCACAAGUUCUACGCGAGAAGGCAUCAGUCGUAUAUAGAACGAUUAGACAGCGACAAAGAGACCCUGGAAUAUUUGAUGUCAGAUCAUCUGAGAAUGGGAGGAGCUUUCUGGGGUUUGGGCGCCCUUGAUAUGAUGGGUUUCUUGAACAAGCCACCUCUGAAGUCUACAGAGAUGGUGUCUGAAUGUUUCGAUCGCAAGUCUUCGGUUUCCUCGAAAACGAUAGUCGCAUGGAUUUCUAAGUGCUGGGAUCCUCUCCGUGGAGGCUACGGCUCAAAUAUUGGCCAAGACGCCCAUUUGACUUCAACACUAGUGAGUGGCUUCUUUUGUUGUACUUAUUGGGGAUGUCAGUAUGCUUUGCUCAUUUUAGCGAUGAUGAAUUCUCUCGAUGAAGUUCAAGUAGAACCACUGAUCGCUUGGGUUCAAUCCCUCCAGAAUCCUGAUGGCUCAUUCUCGGCGGACGAAUGGGGAGAAUCAGACGGCCGUUUCAUUUAUUGCGCUAUUUGUAUAUUAACAAUCGUUAAUCGGUUGAACUGUAUCAGCACGGAAAAAGCACGCCAUUGGAUCAUCCAAUGUCAUAAUCCUGAUGGAGGAUUCGGGAACGUUCCGGGAGCUGAAUCCCAUGCAGCAUAUGUUUUUUGCUCUGUUGGAGCUUUGUCUCUUCUAGAAAGUCUAGAUUUAAUCGAUCGGGACGCCGUUGGACGGUGGCUAGUCGAGCGCCAGAUUCCGGGUCGAUGUGGAGGUUUCAAUGGACGACCGGAGAAAGCUCCAGAUGUCUGUUAUUCCUGGUGGAUUCUAUCAGCGCUGAAAGUCAUUGGUCGAGAUCACUGGAUUGAUUCUAAAGCGCUUACAGAUUUCAUUCUAAGCAGUCAAGACGAGGAAGGAGGGAUCGCAGAUCGUACUGGAGACAUUGCUGAUGUCUUCCACACAUUCUUUGGGGUAACUGGUCUAUCGCUUCUUGGGGCAGUCAGGGAACUCAAACCGGUUGAUCCAGUGUAUUCGUUGUCGUUAGAUGUUGUCCGUAGAAAUAAGCUACCUGGUGCCUUCUACUCUGAAUAG
Molecule: messenger RNA, 1107 nt
Organism: Condylostylus longicornis
Lineage: Eukaryota; Metazoa; Arthropoda; Insecta; Diptera; Dolichopodidae
Exons: 7
Coding region: 1-1107 (368 amino acids)
Biological process (GO): protein geranylgeranylation
Cellular component (GO): Rab-protein geranylgeranyltransferase complex
Molecular function (GO): Rab geranylgeranyltransferase activity
Source: RefSeq, a predicted model, not a curated record